This is a messenger RNA of Geosmithia morbida, 546 nucleotides long. RefSeq lists its product as uncharacterized. NCBI's taxonomy places the organism in Eukaryota, Fungi, Ascomycota, Sordariomycetes, Hypocreales, Bionectriaceae. The record is from RefSeq and is a predicted model, not a curated record. Bases 1 to 546 code for a protein of 181 amino acids. The transcript is spliced from 3 exons.
AUGAUCUGUAUACAAGCCUCAGCCAUACGCCUGUUCGGGUUCCGAGCAUCCUCCACUGUGAUGGACCUGCCCUUCACCCUGGCCUGGGGCAAGGAUCGAGAUGGAGCCCGAACCUGUUACCGUGCUACGCCGUGUGCUUCGGGGGGUUUUAAGGGGCCGCCUGUGUUUUUCGGCAGGACCCGGCUGAGAUACUACUCGUACUACCUGGUGCCCAACAUCGAGAACCUGGAUCCGUCGUCCCUGACCCGAGAACUCGACCAGGAUUCCACCGGAUGGGUGCAGACCACCAUGAUCGACGACGACGACCUGACCUUUGGAGGGAAGAGCCUGAGCGCCUGGCACGAGGAGGACCGUCGACGUCUCAGCACCGGCGCCGGCACCGGCUCCUCCAUGGCGGAUGAUGGUGAUGAGCACAGACGUGGGAGGGAGCGUGUCCGUCGCCAGUCGCACACCAAGGGUGCUGCACAAUCCCUUAUCACGACUUUGAUCAUGGGGUCAGCCGCCUGGAAAAAUCAGACGUUAAUUUUUAAUUUUUACCAGUGCUGA